AUGCCGUACACGAAUCCCUUCCCGUGGCUGCCGCGGGAUUUUGUGAAUGGCCUCUUCCCCUAUGUGCGCUGGACGCUUCUUUGGUUUUACCAGGCCUUGCACAAGCUGCGCCUACCGAUGGCUCUGCCAGCCCCUGGCCGCAAGCUUCCGGACGUCACUGAAGCCUUGGCCUGCGGCCGCUGCGAGCACAUCUGCAUUGGCCGGGGCUUGCCGAAGCGAAGUGUGCAGGAGGCGCUUGUGACCCCCCUCGGCAUUCCGGGUGACGUCCAGACUGCACCCUUCAUCGCAGUUUGGGGCGGACAUGCCGGCUUCGAUCGGGCCGUGAUGCUUUGGAGCCAGGAGGUCAUGGAGGCCGUCAACUCCGAAGGCGCCAGCUUCUUCCCGGGCGCCAGCGGAGAGCAGAUUCUUCUCAGCGGGGUGGACUGGAGCCUGAUGAAGACGGGCAUCAGGGUGCUGAUUGGCAAAGAGGUGCUGCUUGAAAUCACCUUCCUCAAGGGGCCGUGCAAGAAGCAAGAUCCCAACUUCCCGAAGCCGGAGGCCAAGGUCCGGAUCAACCCUACCAAGCACCUCGGCAGUUACUCGCCAAGGUGCUUCAACCCGGGCGCAUCUUUCGUGGAGACCGCGCCCUUGUCUUCGAUCACCCAGAGGGUCCCCAGAAGCUCUUGUUCUGAUGAUGGGUCGGUUGCCGGCGACUCCGACCCUUUUGAGUACGAAGAAGAUCAAGGAGACGAUGACAUGCUGUCCGUCAAUGAUGAGGACGAUCCGAUGCCAAUCCAGCCGGCAGAAGUCCGGAGAGCCCCCUACACCAUCAUGAACAGAGGAGAGCUGGAAGCCCGGCAGAGGAAAAGCAUUACCGAGGCUUCGGAGCUCCUACAAGUCACCAGUGAGGACGGCUUCGUGCUGCUCCGAGAAUAUGGCUGGGAUCUACUGAGGUUGCAGGAGGCGUGGUUUGACAAUGACCAAAAGGUGCGAAUUCGUUGCGGAUUGAGCUCUUCUUGCCCAUCGCCUGCGCCAUCUUCCGUGAAGUCAGGCCCCAAGACGUGUUCCAUCUGCAUGUCCGCCAUCGACGACUUGAUUGCUUUGGACUGCAUGCAUGGCUUUUGUGCUGAGUGCUGGAGAGGCUAUCUCCACACCCAGGUGGACGACGGGAAGUCUGCUGUGCAGACGCGCUGCCCGCAGCACAAGUGUGCCCGUGUAGUCCCGACUGCCUUCUUCAUACGCUUCUGCGACGAAGAGCGGCAAAAGAAAUACCAGGAGUGGUGCCUGCGGACCUACGUGGACGAGAACGCCAUGGUAAAGUGGUGUACCAACCCGGUCGGUUGCCAGUAUGCCUGUGAAUACACGGGUGUCGACAUUGUUGACAUUCAUUGCCACUGCGCCUUCAUUUGGUGCUGGGCCUGUGGCGAAGAGGCUCACAAGCCGGCCAGUUGCAAGACCGUCAACCAGUGGAAUGUCAAGAACUCCGCGGAGUCAGAGAACAUCAGCUGGAUUCGAGCGCACACGAAGAAGUGCCCAAAGUGCCACAAGCCCAUCGAGAAAAACCAGGGCUGUAACCACAUGGUGUGCUCGAAGGCAGGGGGCUGUGGCCACGAAUUCUGCUGGCUCUGCCUUGGAGAGUGGUCCAGUCAUGGCACGUCCACUGGAGGGUAUUACCAGUGCAACAUCUACGACAAGCAGUCAAAGGAGGGGAAGCAUGUUGACGAGGAGAGGUCCAGGUUGAAAGCGAAGCACGCCCUCGACAAGUACAUGUUUUAUUUCGAGCGCUUUAUGGACCACGACCGUGGGAUGAAGCUCACCAUAACCGAGGAGCAGGACAUCGAGGGCAAAGUGCAAAAGCUGCACGAUGAGCAUGGCUUUGAGAUCAUGGAGCUCCAGUUUCUGUAUGACGCCUUGCGGCAAGUCAGGGUCUGCCGACGCGUCCUCAAGUGGACAUAUGUCUACGGCUAUUACCUGGAUGACUCGGCCGAAAAGAACCUCUUUGAGUUCUUGCAGAAGAACUUGGAGGAGAAAACCGACUGUUUGCACGAGAUGUUGGAGAAGGACCUCCUGCCGUGGGCACCCCACCACCUGAAUCCGGAGCCUUCAGUACAACAGCAGCCGAAAUGCCCGAGCGCUGUUUGCAUCAGUUGUGUGCGAAAGGGGCCUCCUACAUGCAGGAACCUUUCCUAG
Molecule: messenger RNA, 2169 nt
Organism: Symbiodinium natans
Lineage: Eukaryota; Dinophyceae; Suessiales; Symbiodiniaceae
Source: the annotation of a GenBank genome assembly